Racocetra fulgida is the source of this 223-nucleotide messenger RNA. Lineage: Eukaryota; Fungi; Glomeromycota; Glomeromycetes; Diversisporales; Gigasporaceae. The record is from the annotation of a GenBank genome assembly.
CGCCUGGAAGCUAUAUGGAAGAAAAGAGAUGCUCUCAAGGAUGCGACCAAUACCAUCCUGAUCCAAGACGACGGCCAAGGGGAUGAGGGUCCUUCUAAAAAAAGAAGGAUCGAUGUGGAAAUAGCUUACCAAAACGCAAGCAUUAGGAACGCUAAACGUGACGAAUUCCUCUCUCGACCCAAUAAGCCAUUACCUGAACUUCUUCGAGCUUAUUUGGCGAAAA